Drosophila ficusphila is the source of this 1270-nucleotide messenger RNA. It is a transcript of the gene Cchl, whose product is annotated as holocytochrome c-type synthase. NCBI's taxonomy places the organism in Eukaryota, Metazoa, Arthropoda, Insecta, Diptera, Drosophilidae. Gene Ontology annotation, molecular function: holocytochrome-c synthase activity. Gene Ontology annotation, biological process: cytochrome c-heme linkage. Gene Ontology annotation, cellular component: mitochondrion. The coding region runs from base 261 to 1109 and encodes 282 amino acids. The record is from RefSeq and is a predicted model, not a curated record. The transcript is spliced from 3 exons.
ACUGCUGCCGCCGUGAGAUUUUAAUUUGUUGUAAACUUUUCCAUAUUUACACUUUGGCAAAACAUAUGGUACACUUUUCAGAGAUCUGGCAACCCUCACCACAUUUUUGUGCAUUUGGGCUCCAAGGUUCUAACGAUGAACUAAACUAACGAAAAUAUCAAUCAAAAUUUAAAGCAACUGGCUCCAGAAACAGAUACACAAGCACCAGGACUUGUGAACAAGCUGAUCAGAUUUUGUUAUUGAGCUAUCCCGCAGCCAAAAUGGGCAAUACAGCGAUCACCCGAGUGCAAAUGGAGGCCACCAAGAGUGUGCCGGUGGACCAUGCCAAAUACAUGAGCGGGGCAGCCGGUUCUCCACCGCCAGAAUGUCCAAUGCACCAGAAACACGGAGAUGCGAAGUCCGCAUCUGCCGUCCCACCACACCCCAAGAUGCAGGCGGCAUCCGAGUGUCCAGUGCAACACGACAACAGCGACGUAAAUCCGCUGAACAUGAUGCCACCGGCCAACCAACAGCCGGCAGCGGACCAGCCCUUCCCACUGCCCACAGACCGCCAGACCUCGACCAUUCCCAAGGUCACCGAGGAUGGCAGCGUCCAGUUCUGGCAGUACCCCAGCCAACAAAUGUUCUGGAACGCCAUGCUGCGCAAGGGAUGGCGCUGGAAGACCGAGGACGUUUCGCAAAAGGACAUGGGCGACAUUAUACGCAUCCACAACGCCAACAACGAACAGGCCUGGCAGGAGGUGCUCAAGUGGGAGGCGCUGCACGCCAAGGAGUGCGGUAAUCCGCGCCUCAAGAGCUUCGGCGGCAAAGCCAAGGACUUUAGUCCGCGCGCUCGUUUCCGCAGCUGGCUUGGUUACGAGCUACCCUUUGAUAGGCACGACUGGAUCGUCGAUCGUUGCGGCAAGGAUGUGCGCUAUGUGAUUGACUAUUACGACGGUGGUUUAGUUGACAAGGACUACCGCUUCGCUCUGCUGGACGUUCGUCCUGCCAUGGACUCGGUGGACAAUGUUUGGGACCGGAUGCGAGUGGCCUACAUGCGCUGGAAAUACGAGUUAUCCGAGAAAUUUGGCAGUCGCGACGAAGGCAAAGUGACUGCCGGUAGCGACUAAGUGGAACACUUCAAUAUAUGAUUGGUAUAUCUGUACAAAAUCGGCUUAAGUUAUCGAAUGCGACUGGAGUUGUAGUUGAAUGCGUUCAAUACGUUGCAGAGGGAGUCACGAAAACGGCUCUGUCCUUAAAUACACUUUUAAUUCUGACUUCUGAACACCAA